CUCCGUCUUGGCCCCGCCCCCACCCCGCGCACCUGGUUAAAUAGCCGCGCUCGCCGCAAGGAGCGCCCCACAGAGAGCGCGCGAGGCAGGCGCAGAACCGACGGCUGAAGUUUCUCAUUGCAGGCUGAAGACGGGGACUUGGGAUUCCGUGUUCUGAUAGGCUAGGAGACCUGGGAUUUUGUGUUUUGUGUUCUGAAGUGCUCAUUGCAGGCUGAUCACAGUCUUAAGGGUGGAACCUGAGAUCGGUGUUCUGAUAGGCUAGGAGACCUGGGAUUUUGUGUUCUGAAGUGUUCAUUACAGGCUGAUCACAGUGUUAAGAGUGGAACCUGAGGUCGGUGUUCUGAUAGGCUAGGAGACCUGGGAUUUUUGGUUUUGUGUUCUGAUAGGCUGAUAUCAGUCUAAGAGGGGAACUUGGGAUCUGUGUUCUGAUUCAAUAAUCUCGACGAAGGGGGUGGCCUGGACACGUGUGGGGGACCAUGUGUGACUGGGCGCCAUCGACUCUGAUGCUACUGGCGCUGCUAGGACUCGCUGGAGGCGAGCCGGGUCCGACGGUGCCUCGCUCCGUGCGCUUCUCGUCCCUCAACCUCAAGCACGUGGUGAGCUGGGACCCGGCGCUGGUGGUGCCGCGUCUCGCGGGGUCCGCUCUGACGCCACGCUACAGCGUGCAGGUCCUGGGUGAGGGCUGGGAGGUGUGGAGAGACAUCCCCGGCUGCGCGUCGACGCCGCGCACCGAGUGCGACGUCAGUGACCCCCUCGUCGACCCGGAGCUCGCCUACCACGCCCGCGUGGCGCUCGACCCCCCGCCGACGGCCCUCCUGCCGGGGGCCCCUUCUCCGCAAGCGCCCUCGGGGACCCAGUGGGCAUACAGCGCCGAAUUCAUGCCCUCGCGCGACACGCUGCUGAGCGCCGUGUCUCUGUCGGCGCUGGGUGGUAACGCCAGCGUGGAGCUGCUGGUUACGGAGCCGCUCACUCCGCUGCGGGACGCGAGCGGUGACCUCGUGCCGCUCAGCGGCGCCUUGCCCGACCUCAUCUACCUCUUCAUCUACUGGAGGGACGGCAGCUCAGCAGAGGAGGCGCUCACGGUGGCGGGCGACAAGCGCACGGUGCUGCUGGAGGGUCUGGAGGCCGGCACGAGCUACUGCGUGCACGCGCAGGCCUGGGUGGACGCGUGGUCCCGCUGGGGGACCACCAGCGGCGUGGUGUGCGCCACCACGCUGGGCGACAGCGACGAGGAGGUGGAACCGACGACGGCGGCGGCGGUCAGAGAGGCGCGCACCGAGGCGCCCCGCCACACGGAGUGCGGCGACGCCCGCUGGGAGGCACGGGCGGACACGGGCAUGGGCUGGGUGUACGGGCUGGUUGCUGGGGCGGCCCUGCUCGGCUUCGGCACGGGCCUGAGCCUGAGCCUCUGUCUGGUGAAAUGCAUCCGCCGACCCAACUCCGUGCACCCCUUCAGCAUCCCUGGUCCCUCCGACACGCCCACGUCACCCACCCGGCUCACGGGGCCCGAAAGGAUAAUCUAGGGAAGCCAAACUCCUCCGGGCCAUCUACCCCGCUCACUUCGCACCUCCGAUUAGCAUGUCGGGCUACGUGCGCUGGUGGCAAUGGCGUUCGACGUGUUCGCUCGCCUGGACCCUGCGCAAGGGGAUGUCCCCCGGAGAGCGACCGCUUGUGUUUGGAAGCAAGCGACCGUUUUCACAUUCGGGGGGGGGGGGG
Molecule: messenger RNA, 1716 nt
Organism: Petromyzon marinus (sea lamprey)
Lineage: Eukaryota; Metazoa; Chordata; Hyperoartia; Petromyzontiformes; Petromyzontidae
Product: interleukin-22 receptor subunit alpha-2-like
Biological process (GO): cytokine-mediated signaling pathway
Cellular component (GO): plasma membrane
Molecular function (GO): protein binding; cytokine receptor activity
Source: RefSeq, a predicted model, not a curated record